Scomber japonicus (chub mackerel) is the source of this 1315-nucleotide messenger RNA. It is a transcript of the gene epas1a, whose product is annotated as endothelial PAS domain protein 1a. The transcript is spliced from 10 exons. NCBI's taxonomy places the organism in Eukaryota, Metazoa, Chordata, Actinopteri, Scombriformes, Scombridae. Gene Ontology annotation, biological process: regulation of transcription by RNA polymerase II; cellular response to hypoxia. The record is from RefSeq and is a predicted model, not a curated record. The coding region runs from base 106 to 1248 and encodes 380 amino acids. Gene Ontology annotation, molecular function: RNA polymerase II transcription regulatory region sequence-specific DNA binding; DNA-binding transcription factor activity, RNA polymerase II-specific; protein dimerization activity.
AUUGUAGUGCUGGGAGUCCAUACUGUGCUGUGUGAAUUCCUGCUGCCACCAUCUCUGUUUCUUUUUCUGCGCCAUGACACAGGAUAGAGACACCUGUUGGACACGAUGACAGCAGACAAGGAGAAGAGAAGGGCAAUCAGCCGUGAGGCGGCGAGAAGGAGGCGGCGAGUGGAGUCCGAUGUGUUUGGCGAUUUAUCUCGUCUCCUGCCCCUCCACCCCUCCAUCCAAUCUCACCUGGACAAGCCCACAGUCAUUCGUCUGACCCUCAGCUACAUACGCAUGCAUACAGUGCUCAAAGGAAAUGCUGGGAUAAAAACAGAGGCCAGUCACGCCAUAAAAUAUGGACCAGCGAUAGAGGGUACAGAAAAUAAGACAGAUUUGGAGAAGAGAAAACAAAAUGGAGGACAGGAGGAAAAGGAGAGAGAGGCGGAGUACAGAGAGAUGGAGGAGACAAGCAUGUACCUGAAGAUCCUGGAGGGAUUUCUAAUGGUUGUAUCCACUGAAGGAGACAUGAUGUAUCUGUCUGGCAAUGUUAACAAGUAUAUGGGCUUGACACAGACUGAGUUGAUGGGACACAACAUUUUUGACUUCACCCACCCCUGUGACCACGAAGAAAUCAGAAGUAACCUUCGUCUAACUGCAGAGGAAGUUUGGCGUGGCGCAAAAAGAGACUUUGUCAUGAGGAUUAAAAGCGCUCUGACACACAGAGGAAGAAGCGCCAACCUCAAGUCAGCUACGUGGAAGGUUCUCCACUGUCAGGGCCGAGCAAAGAUGUGCAUCCCCCAGUCUUCAGGUGCUUGUCUGCUGCUGACCUGCCAGCCGCUGCCCCUCUCACACACACUCCUGAGCACACACACCUUCACCAGUCAGCACAGCAUGGACAUGAGGUUCACACACUGCGACCAAAGAGUGACGGUGCUUUUAGGUUACACUGCUGAGGAGCUUGUGGGCCGUUCGAUCUAUAAUCUCUGUCACGCGCAGGACAUAAAUCGCUUACGCAAAAAUCAUUUGAACCUGUGUUGGAAGUCUCAGUCAGUCAGCGGUCAAUACAGGAUGCUCGUGAAAGGUGGAGGUUACGUCUGGGUGGAGAGUCACAGUGCUGUCAUUCCCAGUGUCCGACCCUCCAAGUCCAGACCUGGUGCGCACCAGCCACUCUGCAUCCUCUGUGUUACCUAUGUCCUCAGUGGAGUGGAGCAGGCGUCCCUUCAGCUGUCUUUGGACCAGACUGGGCACAGAUACUUGAGCUGAGACCGAAGUCUGAAGAACCAGACUAAACAGUCUACUGAACGCACCAUUCAUCUAAAAAAAAAGAAAA